CCGAGUGUGUGUGCGCGUACCUGAGGCUCCUUCUCGUGACGUCAUCGUCCUUCGUCCUCGCGCCCGAAAACUGCUCCGUGAAGAAGUGAGUGCUUGGAGGAGGAGCUGUCAAAGUUGGAGAGUGGAGAGAAAAAGGAAAGGAGAAGAAGAAGAAAAUUAGUAGCGCGUCUUUCUGUUCGUCCAAGAAUUAGAGAACCUCGGCGCUUUUCCUCGGUAACGUUGUCCCGAAGACGAUGGCCGUCCGCCCGCUGGACUGGCGGAUGACGCUCACCUCUCUGCUCUGCCUGGGCUGCUCGGUGCUGGCGGACAAGAAAGUGUGCCAAGGCAUCACCAACCGUUUGAACCUGCUGGGCUCCAAAGAGGACCACUACCUAAACAUGGUGAAGACCUACAGCAACUGCACCGUGGUUCUGGAAAACCUGGAGGUCACAUACAUGGAGGAGCACCGCGACCUGUCCUUCCUCAGGACGAUAGAAGAAGUGGGCGGCUACGUCCUCAUCGCCCUCAACACGGCCUCCAAGAUUCCGUUGGACAACCUGCGAAUUAUCCGUGGCCACUCGCUGUACGAGGGAGGUUUCGCCCUCACCGUGCUGGCUAAUAAUGACAAAGCCACAGGUCAGGGCACCAGCAAGCUUCUUCUCAAUAGCCUCACAGAAAUACUCAAAGGAGGUGUGAAGUUUGGGAAGAACCAGCUGUGCAACGUGGAGACCAUUCAGUGGUACGACAUUGUAAAUGUGGACAAUAAACCCAAAAUGGAGCUGCCGGCAGCCAGCAACAACCAGCUUUGUAAAAAAUGUCACUCGAGCUGCUUUAACGGAUCCUGUUGGGCACCUGGGCCCCAAAACUGUCAGACUUUCACCAAGCUGAACUGUGCACAGCAGUGCUCCAAGAGGUGCAGAGGACCUUCACCCAGUGACUGCUGCAACGAGCACUGUGCUGCAGGGUGCACGGGACCCCGGCCCACCGACUGUUUGGCCUGUCGGGACUUUCAGGACGAUGGGGUGUGCAAGGACUCCUGUCCGGGCCUCAUGCGCUACGACCCGAACCUGCACCAGCUGGUCCCCAACCCGCACGGAAAGUACAACUUCGGCGCCACCUGUGUCAAGAGCUGCCCACAUAACUACGUCGUGACAGACCACGGUGCGUGCGUAAGGGCCUGCAGCGGCAACACUUACGAGGUGGAGGAGGGCGGGAUCAGGAAGUGUGCCAAGUGUGAUGGACUGUGCCCUAAAGUGUGCAACGGACUGGGCACAGGCCACCUGACACACACCCUGUCCAUCAAUGCCACCAACAUUGAUUCGUUCAAAAACUGCACCAAAAUAAAUGGCAACAUCGCUUUAAUUCACACGUCCAUUCACGGAGAUACGUACACCAAAACACCAAAGAUGGACCCCGCCCAGCUGGACGUGUUUAAGACAGUAAAAGAAAUAACAGGAUACCUGUGGAUCCAAACAUGGCCGACGAGCAUUAACUCCCUCAGGCCAUUCGACAACCUGGAGAUCAUCCGAGGACGAACCAAGCGAGGAAGCCGCAGUGUGGUGAUGACUCAGCUGGACAUCAGAUACUUGGGGCUGCGAUCACUUAAAGAAAUCAGCGACGGAGAUGUGGUCAUCAUUAAGAACAAGAACCUUUGCUACACCAACAGUAGUCACUGGAAGGGGCUCUUCAAAUCCGAGACCCAGGCUGCUAUUGUGGACGAAAAUGCUGACGUGGACACAUGUGCUCAGAGAAACGAUACUUGUGAUCGGAAGUGCACCGCCAAAGGAUGCUGGGGACCCGGCCCCGACAUGUGUUUUGCCUGCCGGGACUUCAGUCGUGACAGGAGCUGUGUGGACUCCUGCAACAUCCUAGAGGGGGAACCACGCGAGGUUGUCGAGAAGAAGAAGUGCGUGUAUUGUCACCCGGAGUGUCAACAUAUAAACGGAACAGCAACCUGCAGCGCUCCAGGUCCUGCCAACUGCACCAAGUGCGCCAACUUCAGGGAUGGACUCUUCUGCGUCGCCCGCUGUCCUCAAGGUGUGCCAGGCGAGGAUGACGCUCUUGUGUGGAAAUAUGCUGACGACUUGAAAAUGUGCCAGCUGUGUCACCCCAACUGCACCCAAGGGUGCAUGGGGCCUGGUCUCCAAGGCUGCCAGGGGAAAAUCCCUUCAGGCCUGUCUAUGAUUGCGGCAGGUGUGGUCGGCGGCCUUCUUGCGGUCCUCAUCGCAGCACUGUCGGUGUUUGUAAUCCUACGUCGACGCCACAUCAAGAGGAAGAGGACCAUGCGCAGACUUCUUCAGGAGAAGGAGUUGGUUGAACCUCUGACUCCAAGCGGCGAGGCACCCAACCAAGCACUACUGCGCAUCUUGAAGGAACCCGAAUUCAGGAAAAUCAAAGUGCUGGGUUCAGGGGCUUUUGGUACAGUUUACAAGGGUCUUUGGGUACCAGAGGGAGAGGACGUGAAGAUCCCUGUGGCCAUUAAGGUUUUGAGAGAAGCCAAGUCGCCCAAAGCCAACAAAGAGAUUUUAGAUGAGGCGUAUGUGAUGGCCAGCGUGGAGCAUCCGCACGUAUGCCGCCUACUGGGUAUCUGCCUGACAUCCACGAUCCAGCUCGUCACCCAGCUGAUGCCCUUCGGCUGCCUGCUAGACUACGUCAAGGAGAACAAGGACAACAUCGGAUCGCAGUACCUCCUCAACUGGUGCGUGCAGAUUGCAAAGGGUAUGAACUACCUGGAGGAACGCCAUUUGGUCCACCGCGACUUGGCGGCCAGAAACGUCCUCGUGAAGACCCCUCAGCAUGUUAAGAUCACCGACUUUGGCCUGGCCAAGCUGCUUAACGCAGACGAGAAAGAGUACCACGCUGACGGAGGAAAGGUACCCAUUAAGUGGAUGGCUCUGGAGUCUAUUCUGAACAGAACAUACACACACCAGAGUGAUGUAUGGAGCUACGGUGUGACGGUGUGGGAGCUGAUGACGUUCGGGACCAAACCGUACGACGGCAUUCCGGCCAGUAAAAUAGCCGGCGUGCUGGAGAAAGGCGAGCGGCUGCCUCAGCCUCCAGUCUGCACUAUUGAUGUCUAUAUGAUCAUGGUCAAAUGUUGGAUGAUCGAUGCAGACAGCCGACCACGGUUCAGAGAACUAAUAGCAGAAUUCACAAAAAUGGCACGGGACCCUCCUCGUUAUCUCGUCAUCCAGGACGAUGAGAGCAUGCACUUGCAGAACCCUGCCGACAAUAACUUCUUUCGCAGACUGGUCAGUGGCGAGGACAUGGAGGACGCUGUCGACGCCGAUGAGUACCUCGUGCCACAGCACGGAUUCUUCGCCAGCCCGAGCACAUCUCAAACGCCGCUGCUCCACUCUACUAAUGGAUUACCCAGCAGAGGCGGAAGCAUAUUGCUUCGCUAUAUUCCAGACCCCACAGAUCAACUUUUAGACGUUGCAUUCCAGCCUGCUCCAGACUACAUGAACCAAAAAAACACAUCGUCAGACAUGAUGAACCCUGUCUACCAGCAACCCGGACCUCCCCGCGGCCUACUCCCCACCAUCUCCUCAGACGACACAGAGUCUGAGUACCUGAACUGCUUCAAGAACAGGCCCAACGGACCCGAGUACCUCAAUGAAUUUCCAUCCGCCGUCGUAGCCCCGAUUACUUCAAACGGAGCGCUUGUACACAAAUACAAGCCGCAGAACAGCAUAGACAACCCCGAUUACCAGCACAGUUUCACGCCCACCUUUAAGACCCACACCAACGGACACGUGCCGGCAGCAGAGAACGCAGAGUACUUGGGCCCGGACUGACGGACCCCACCGAGAGCGGAGAACUGAAUGGAGAACAUUUCAUUUUGUGGUGCCAGCAGUUAUCAGCUAGGUUGUUUAUUUUCUUCAAACCAAACACACACCACAACCUAAGAGACCCAUGUGUGGAAGUCAAAACCUCCCGUGACUUUGUGGGGAGAUGACGGGAAGGAAGGAAGGCGAAAGCAUCCAAAAAGCGGAACUGAAAUCAGAAGGUCACGUCAAAACCGACUUUGGUGUCACCUCCUACAAACGAGUGUAACCUGGAGCUCUUCCGCUACUCUGCAGCUGACCAUGAGCUCAAAAGUGUCCUGUGUUGGAUUGACUUCCUGGAUGAGGACGCAAGAUAGCGAAUGUGUGAGCAUUCACUAUUCAAGGGGGAAACUGGUGAACUCCAACUAAACAUGUCACAUUUAUACUUUAAUUAAUGAAGAAUAAGUUCCAAACGCUGCCUGUUAGUCUUUGGUGCAGUUCGCUUAGCGUUCGGAGUGAGAUUUUUGUCAUGGGACAAACUGCUGUGCAGAAAACAUAAAGGACUUGAUAGGGCAGCUUUUGUGACAUCUGAAAUAACUUCAAUAUUCCAAACUAAAAUGCAGUCUGCUGGGUUGAGUAUGUAGUUUAUUUUUAUAAUGGGUAACACUUUAUAAUAAAUACACACUAAUGAAAGCAUUAGUAAAUACUGAUGUCAUCAUUUAUAAUGCAUAUUUCCUACAUGAAUGCUCAUUAGAAUGCAGUUAAUAAAAACGGUUACGAGUUUCUCUUAUGAAUACUCAUUAAAUUGUUGUGUAAAACGACA
Nerophis ophidion (straightnose pipefish) is the source of this 4569-nucleotide messenger RNA. It is a transcript of the gene egfra, whose product is annotated as epidermal growth factor receptor a (erythroblastic leukemia viral (v-erb-b) oncogene homolog, avian). The coding region runs from base 234 to 3776 and encodes 1180 amino acids. Gene Ontology annotation, molecular function: epidermal growth factor binding; ATP binding; epidermal growth factor receptor activity. Gene Ontology annotation, biological process: multicellular organism development; cell differentiation; protein phosphorylation. The record is from RefSeq and is a predicted model, not a curated record. Gene Ontology annotation, cellular component: signaling receptor complex; basal plasma membrane. Lineage: Eukaryota; Metazoa; Chordata; Actinopteri; Syngnathiformes; Syngnathidae. The transcript is spliced from 27 exons.